Molecule: messenger RNA, 1550 nt
Organism: Caenorhabditis angaria
Lineage: Eukaryota; Metazoa; Nematoda; Chromadorea; Rhabditida; Rhabditidae
Source: the annotation of a GenBank genome assembly
AUGUCUGCAAAUAUCUCCUAUGCAAUCUCAUUCACAGAUCCGAUUCCAUUCGACUGUAGUCAACAAUAUGACACGUUCAUCGAGAUUAUGAAAUUCGUUUGUCAAAUGGCUUACCUGAUUCCUGGUUGGAUUUUGCAUAUUCUAAUUUUGAGGACGAUUUUGUGGAAGGAGUCGAGAGUGUUUUUGCAUAACUCGUUUUUUGUGAUCUAUGCGUUAGAUUCGUUUGCGGUAAGGGUUUGGGGAUUAAAGUUUGAGGCUGCCAGGUUGCUUUAGGCUUGGGCCUAGGCUUAACUGCUUUGCGGAGGAUAGCGGUUUAGACUCGCGCAAGGCGCUCGGGGCUUGUUUGUUAGGCUUGGGCCUAGGCUUAGCCUUUUCGCGGAAGAUUGCGGUUUAGACUUGGGUAGAGGUCUUUAGGUCUAGACUAAAAAUUAGCGUGCAUACCGUUCUCAAAAGUAGUGCGAAGCGUGUGCGUCGCGGUCAGCAGCUUUUUUUGUCGUCGAGGCUUGGGCCUAGGCUCAACCGCUUCGCGGAAGAUAGCGGUUUAGACUCGGGUAGAGAUGUUCAGGUUUAGACUAAAAAUUAGCGUGCAUACCGUUCCGAAAAUCACGUGCGAAGCGUGUGCGUCGCGGUCACCGGUUUUUUUUUGUUGAAAAUAAUUUCUCACCAGCGAACUUUUUUGAGCCCUAUACUCCGAGAGAAGUACACACCGAUUGUGCGAUAGAGCAACUUUGAUUUUCCAGAGCUUCACGAUGUUAACUUGCGAUAUCACCUACGGUCGAGCUUUAAUGUACAUCCCACCACUUUGCCCAAUCUUCUCCCCAUAUUUCUUCAAUCCCUCUUUUCCUCAAAAGUUAUCUUAUCUUAUCCCGAAUUAUAUGAAAGCUAUGAAAUGUGUCACUCAAAUAUUCAUGAAUAUCAAUCGAUUACACUGUAUUCUAUACCCAAUCUCUUAUAAAACCACGUGGAAUCGUAAAAUACUCCCGAUCACUCUCUUUAUUCUAUUGAGCCCAUGCUUGGUGACGUGGAACUUGAUGAUUUCUCGAAUGUUCGCCUUUCCAAUCUACGGUGGAUUUACCGUAACUUAUUUGAAACGGGUUUCGUGGGCCAGCUUGUCAUUGUUUCAUUUUAUAUUUUUGUCCACAGCAGUUAUUAUAACUAUAGUUUGCACAAUUCUAUCGGUUUUUGUUUUGACAACUCUUUCGAUGCGAGUGAAAAGUGUCGAAAUGACAUUGUGCUUGGCGAAUUUUUUGAUCUCGGUUGGAUUUGUAAGCACCGCCUUUUGUCAGGUAUUUUUUACGCCAACUUUUUUACGCCAUGACGUGGCAAUUUGGAAUUUUUUUCAGAGUUUCUGGGCAUUCUGCCCAACUUGCUCAUCCGAUUUUCUCUUUGGUAUCCAAUUUUUAAGCUAUGAUUUUCUUAACAUCGCAUCUCCCUUGAUCAUAAUUUGUAUGAGCUCACAACUUCGAGACUCGAUUUUGUCCUCAAAAAUCAAGCAAUCUCCAUUUAUUUUUAUUUCGUCUUUGCCGUCAGCAACAACACAAACAAUUUAA